AUGAGCGUCUUCCUGAUCACGAUUCCGGUGCUCAUCGCAACGACAAAGGAGCCGGCAAAGUUGGUCAACCAAUGGAGACGUGUGUAUCUCAGCGGUCACGUCAAAGGACCGGCCAUAGCAACAACUACGGGUCUCGUCUACGUCUAUGCGGCCUGGAGCAAAUACGCAGCCGGCGAGCCGUGGCGUGUUUUUGCCCUCGCCGGAGCGACGACGGUUUCCAUCGUGCCUUACACCUUGACUUUUAUGCAAGGGAUCAACAAUGCGCUUUUCCGUGCCGAUGCUCUGACUGGCAAGGGAGUUGAGCCCUCGUGGGCCGAUGCCGAGACGUUGGUGCUUCGAUGGGGCCGGCUUAAUGCUAUUCGGGCGUUGAUUCCUCUCGCCGGGGGGAUCAUUGGACUUUUGGGCACUUGCCAGGUGUUGUCAUUUUAG
Messenger RNA from Podospora anserina S mat+, 429 nucleotides. RefSeq lists its product as uncharacterized. Lineage: Eukaryota; Fungi; Ascomycota; Sordariomycetes; Sordariales; Podosporaceae. The transcript has a single exon. The record is from RefSeq and is a predicted model, not a curated record. Bases 1 to 429 code for a protein of 142 amino acids.